AUUCACGAUGGGCGUCGACGAACCCGAUGUACAUGUACACAUAUGCGCAAGUGGGGAGAAGCCGCGACCCAGUGCUCCGACUUUAGACUUGUUCGUUCGCUUUUCUGCCUCUCUGAACCGAAGCAGAAUGCCUGAAUUGCCGACAGCAGCGCUAUGGAUGCAAGCUGAGCUGCAAUGUAGUCAGCCAAACUACACAAAAUAAUCGACAUUAGCGCUGUUGACAGCAAGCUGAGCUGCAAUAUGUGGUAAACCAAAAUGGUCGACAAUGGCGUUGCCGAUGCAAGCUGAAAGGCAUUAUUUUCACUGUAAAAUAGGGCUCCUCCCUCGUUGUCGCCAUUUGCCCUCAGUCGAAACUGCCUUUUUUUGACAGCUUUUGGUACCCCGCUCGCUGUGCGUGACAUCAAUCUCUAGGCUCUUUUGAUCCAACACCCAACACCAUGUCUAUCACUCACGUCGUCCUCUUAGGGUUCAAGCAAGGCAUCGCACCAGAGGUUGUGAACAAAGCAUGUGAGAGCUUCCUCGCGCUGAAAGACGCCUGCGUCCUCCCGGGCACGACGACCCCGUACAUUCUCUCCCUCAAGGGAGGCAAAGAUAACUCGCUCGAAGGUCUCCAGCGCGGCGUUACUCAUGGCUUUGUCGUUGAGUUUGCCUCGCCCGUGGACAGAGAGUAUUAUGUGAACACAGACCCUGCGCACCAGGCCUUCAAGGCCAUCAUUGGCGAAUUGGUGGAGGAGUUGAAGACAGUUGUCGUCGACUUUUCAGCCGGUAUCUUCAAUUAGCUUCUAGAAAUGUCUUGAUGCAACACUGAACUCUGUAGCUAUGUAGCUUUCAGGUCCCGGCAUGCAAACACCUUUCACGUGGGCCAGGCAAUCCGUGCGAGGGCAAUUGGACGGGCUAGAUGCGAUGCCCACCUCGGAUGCCCAGAGACGCUAUAGUCAAAAUUCAGCACAUUCGCCCCUCUUCCACCCCUGAAUCUCAGUGAUGUAUCCACUUGCAAUCCACCCCACGGGAAAGGGUAAGCGGCUGGCCGUUCCUCGACA
Molecule: messenger RNA, 1040 nt
Organism: Lasiosphaeria miniovina
Lineage: Eukaryota; Fungi; Ascomycota; Sordariomycetes; Sordariales; Lasiosphaeriaceae
Product: stress responsive A/B barrel domain-containing protein
Exons: 3
Coding region: 438-779 (113 amino acids)
Source: RefSeq, a predicted model, not a curated record